Molecule: messenger RNA, 1848 nt
Organism: Nerophis lumbriciformis (worm pipefish)
Lineage: Eukaryota; Metazoa; Chordata; Actinopteri; Syngnathiformes; Syngnathidae
Source: RefSeq, a predicted model, not a curated record
AUGACGGAUACAGUUGUAGCGGAGGGACAAGUCAAGUUUAGAGACGGCAAAAAGUGGAAGAGUCGAUGGGUCGUUGUUCGAAAGCCCUCCCCGGUCGCAGACUGUCUGUCUGUGCUGGCCUACAAGGACAAGAAGAAAACCAAAGAACGGCUCGGCGUAACACUUGAGGGAAUCUAUGGUGUGGAACCUGGACCAGGUUAUGAUGGUGUCGGCUACACCCUCUCCAUCCUCUGCUUGGCACAUACAGUAGUGCUGGGCUUCCACAGUCGAGAAGCUCUAUUGGCCUGGGAAGCCCGUGUACGCUUCAGCCUGGGAGAAGUCCACAGGUUUGCUGUCAAUGUGGAGCCCGGUACCAAAUUGGAGAGUGGCCCUGCCACUCUCCACCUGUGCAACAACUUAUUAGCUCUCACCAGGGGCCUUCCUCCUGUUAUCAUUGGAAAUUGGAAGUUGUCCACUUUACGGCGAUAUGGCGCAGUGCCCAAUGGCUUCGUGUACGAGGGCGGGAGUCGCUGUGGAAUCUGGGCAGGAGUUUACUUCUUGUCCUGCUCAGAUGGGGACCAGAUCAGUUUUCUGUUUGACUGCAUAGUCAGGGGCAUUGCCCCCAGCAGGGUCCCGCAUGGGCUACGACCUUCCCUGCCAGCAGACAACUUCAAUACUGACCCUGCAUCAGUCGAAGAACGUAUCAACCAGGAGGCCUCAGAGCUGGAGAAAAGACUCAGUAUGCUGUCCACGUGCAGCAUAGCGAAUAGUACAGCUUCCACUUAUAGCUGCAGCACAUCUGUUGCCGGGGACGACCGCAGCAGCAUCUCCAGCUCCUCCUCCAGCCAGUCGGACAACAGCUACGGGAGCCGGCGUGCUUUCUGGGCAGAGCCAUUUGCCAAGUUGCAUGUCCCCAGUGAGGCAGGGUCGAGCUCGUCCACACUGAAGACCUUUACGUCUUCAGAUGACCGCCUCUAUGCGGCUGUGAUGGCAGGCCGCGGUCCGGCUUCCGCACAACUCCAGCCUCGCGGUCUCCAUGACAGCGGGCGUCAGAGCUCGUUGGACAGCGGUAUUGGGAUAGCAACCGGAAGUUCAGGCAGUUUCUCGUCCUGUACCGGAAGUGUGGACAUGGCCACCCAGGAAGCAGGAGAGGAAUUUGGCUUGAUGACCUGUCUACCUCCUCCCUUGAAUCCUCCGCCUUCACCUUUGCAGUCCACAGCUCACCUGGAGCUCAGCAGCGGCCCCUCUUGUUCUUCUAGGUGCAUCACACAAGCAUCUCAGAGGCUUAGUGACGAGUGCGAGAAUUCGUGCUUGCUCAGUCUUCGCUACGAUACACCUAGGAGUCUGAUCCAGAACAGGGCCCUGAGAGACCCUUUGGCUGUUGAGGAGCAUCCCUCCGAAAUAGGCGGCGACAGCUCCGUGUGCUGGGAUCGGCUCGCGAGUCAGAAUCAAGGAGUGAUAAACGUCCUCUCGGGACCUGAACUUGACCGCCGGGCUUUGAUGCAGUGCUCACUUUCAUGGCCCAGUGAGAGGACGCCCCUUACGGACAGUGAGGACAAGUCCAUCCCCCAGCAGCUGUUCUUUCCAGGAAGGUCACUUUCUGGCGAAAGACAGUUCUGUCAUGGUUUUGAUAACUACAUCACCCCAGAGCAGUGGCGCUCAGCAAAAAGUUUGCUGACCCAGGCUGGCAACCCCUCAUCGGGUCCACAGCCUUCUGCUCCGACACCAGAAGAGGGCUCCAUUUUCAAUUACACCCACAUAAACAACAGCGCCAUGGAAACGGCUCAGCUAGUGGGUGUGGGUCACGCAUUGGGCAAGGAGGACAGACUGACUCAGAUGGACAACAGGCGGCGAGGGCCACCACACUGA